Messenger RNA from Fukomys damarensis (Damara mole-rat), 2629 nucleotides. RefSeq names its product erythrocyte membrane protein band 4.1 like 5 (gene Epb41l5). NCBI's taxonomy places the organism in Eukaryota, Metazoa, Chordata, Mammalia, Rodentia, Bathyergidae. Gene Ontology annotation, molecular function: cytoskeletal protein binding. The transcript has 24 exons. The record is from RefSeq and is a predicted model, not a curated record. Gene Ontology annotation, cellular component: cytoskeleton. Bases 6 to 2210 code for a protein of 734 amino acids.
ACAAAAUGCUGAGCUUCCUACGUAGAACUCUGGGGCGCCGCUCCAUGCGUAAACAUGCUGAGAAAGAACGACUCAGAGAGGCACAACGAGCUGCCACACACAUUCCUGCAUCUGGAGAUUCCAAGUCCAUCAUCACAUGUCGGGUAUCCCUUCUGGAUGGUACUGAUGUUAGUGUGGACUUGCCGAAAAAAGCCAAAGGACAAGAACUGUUUGAUCAGAUUAUGUACCAUCUGGACCUUAUUGAAAGUGACUAUUUUGGUCUGAGAUUUAUGGAUUCGGCGCAAGUAGCACAUUGGUUGGAUGGUACAAAAAGCAUCAAGAAACAAGUAAAAAUUGGUUCACCUUAUUGCCUGCAUCUUCGAGUUAAGUUUUAUUCCUCGGAGCCAAACAAUCUUCGUGAAGAGCUGACCCGGUACUUGUUUGUUCUUCAGUUAAAACAAGAUAUUCUCAGCGGAAAAUUAGAAUGUCCUUUUGAUACAGCAGUGCAGUUGGCAGCUUAUAAUCUACAAGCUGAACUUGGUGACUACGAUCUUGCUGAACAUAGUGCUGAACUUGUCUCUGAGUUCAGGUUUGUGCCCAUUCAGACUGAGGACAUGGAACUGGCUAUUUUUGAGAAAUGGAAGGAAUGCAGAGGUCAGACACCAGCACAAGCUGAAACCAAUUAUCUGAAUAAAGCCAAAUGGCUAGAAAUGUAUGGGGUUGAUAUGCAUGUGGUUAAGGCUAGAGAUGGGAAUGACUAUAGUUUGGGACUAACCCCAACAGGAGUCCUUGUUUUUGAAGGCGAGACCAAAAUUGGUUUAUUUUUUUGGCCCAAGAUAACCAGAUUGGAUUUUAAGAAGAAUAAAUUAACUCUGGUGGUGGUAGAAGAUGAUGAUCAGGGCAAAGAGCAGGAGCAUACAUUUGUGUUUAGACUGGAUCAUCCAAAAGCAUGCAAGCAUUUGUGGAAAUGUGCUGUGGAGCAUCAUGCCUUUUUCCGCCUCCGAGGCCCUGUCCAAAAGAAUUCUCAUCGCUCAGGAUUUAUUCGACUAGGAUCACGAUUUAGAUACAGUGGGAAAACUGAGUAUCAGACUACAAAAACUAAUAAAGCAAGAAGAUCAGCAUCCUUUGAGAGAAGACCCAGCAAACGAUAUUCUCGACGAACUCUACAAAUACAAGCAAGUACACCAAAAUCUGAAGAAUUCAGUGUUCACAACAAUGUUUCAACUCAGAAUAAUGAGUCACAACAGGCUUGGGGUGUGAAGUCUGCUGUGCCUAUGAUUCCUGCCGCAUCCUCUGGUUCUGUGCUGGUGGAAAUAGAGAAUCUUCCACGGAGUUCUGGAGCAGAUCAGCAUGACAGGAAAUGCUUGCCUCUAAACACUGAUUUACUGCAUAAGCCAGAGUUACGGGAAACAACCGUCAGUGAUGUAACUGAAGCAUCAGUCACCACAGCAGUAUCCCCAGCGCUGGAUGACAUUAACACAGCCACCGCAGCACCUGGGUUAGGGGAUGCUGACGUGGAAUGUGGAACAUUGAAAGAUGCAUCCAAGAAGCUCAAACAACUUGAGAUAGAGAGCAGUCCUUUGCCGUCCCCCCGAUCCCACAUCGAUGUUAACAUCAACAGCCAGGCAGAAGUGGUGAAGUUGACUGAGAAAUGUCUUAAUAAUGCCAUUGAAAGCCCAGGAGUGAAUGCCAUGAGAGUUCCUCCUGAUUUCAAGAGUAACAUUUUGAAGGCUCAAGUAGAAGCAGUACAUAAGGUUACAAGAGAAGAAAGCUUAUUGAGUCAUGGAAGCACCACUGUCCAAGAUGCUCCUAUAGACAGUGCUGUAUUAAGUGAGAAUAAUGUGCCUGUCUCCAAAGAUUCUCUUUCUGUGAUACAUACAACACGUGUGGACAAGGAUUCUGUUCUUAAGGAUGCUACAGAUGAAUUGGAUGCCUUGCUCUUAUCUCUAACUGAGAAUCUAAUUGAUAACACAGUCACACCCCAGGUUUCUUCAGCAUCCAUAAUCACACCCCGGUGGAUUAUCCCACAGCAGAGUAGCGCCAUUUCUAAUGGACUUGCCGGAUGUGGAAUGUCCUUGACAGAGAAAGAGGGACAUGGUAAUAAAGGUGGAAUCUCACUGAUCUCUCCCCCAGCACCAUUCUUGGUAGAUGCUGUGACCAGUUCUGCACCAACUUUGACUGAAGACACUUCAGUCUUGAAGCACAAGUGUUUACUGACCACUGAGCUCUAAGAGACUGCCCCUCUCAACUGGUAACUGGAAUGCCCAGCACUCUCUAGCUGUCCGUCCUGGAAUCUGUUCCAACUGGAAUGUGUUGAAUUCUGGAGUUUGUCCUUUACUUAUAGGUAAAAAUACUCUACCUGCAUUUAACUUCAGCUCCGUUUUAAAAAGCUACAUUUUCCGUCCAACUGGAAGGAUUUAAUCACACUACAUACUUUCCCAAAGGAGAGUAUCUGGUCUUUUACUUUAUGUAAUUUCAUUAGAGUUGGUAAUUCCUGAAUCAAGAGAAUUACUUUCCCUGCAGUUUCCUUCAAACUCUUGGCUCCACCUAGCGGUUAUAACUGUUCAUAAUGACUCUGGCAGUUAUCAGCCUUUUUUAUUUUUUUCCUGGUACUAGGGAUCGAACUUGGGACCUUGCACUUGCGUGGCAG